AUGUCUACCGAACCUACCAAGGAGAAGGUCGCCGCCGCCCCCGAGGACGAGGAGCCCGAUGAGGAUAUGGAUGCCCUCAUCGCCGAUCUCGAGUCCGAGGAGGGUGACCCUCUCGAGGACGACGACGAGGUUGCCGAGGGUGCCUCCGCUCGCCCCGUUCCCGAGGAGCUCCUCCAGACCGACCCCCGCUACGGUCUCUCGUCUGACGAGGUCACCGCCCGGAGAAAAAAAUACGGUCUUAACCAGAUGAGUGAAGAGAAGGAGAACUUGAUCCUCAAGUUCUGCAUGUACUUCGUCGGUCCCAUUCAGUUCGUCAUGGAGGCUGCCGCUGUCUUGGCUGCUGGUCUCGAGGACUGGGUCGAUUUCGGUGUCAUUUGCGGUCUGCUUAUGCUUAACGCUGCCGUCGGUUUCGUCCAGGAGUUCCAGGCUGGUUCCAUUGUCGAGGAGUUGAAGAAGACCCUCGCUCUCAAGGCUACCGUCAUCCGUAACGGUGGCCUUGUUGAGGUCGAGGCCCCGGAGGUCGUUCCCGGUGAUAUCCUCCAGGUUGAUGAGGGUACCAUUAUCCCUGCCGAUGGUCGUCUCAUCACUGAGGACUGCUUCCUCCAGGUCGAUCAGUCUGCCAUCACCGGUGAGUCGCUCGCUGUCGACAAGCACAAGGGUGACAACUGCUAUGCUUCCUCUUCCGUCAAGCGUGGUGAGGCCUUCAUGGUCAUCACCGCCACUGGUGACAACACUUUCGUCGGUCGCGCUGCUGCCCUUGUCAACAAGGCUUCCGGUGGCCAGGGCCAUUUCACUGAGGUCUUGAACGGUAUUGGUACUAUUCUCUUGGUUCUCGUCAUUGCCACCCUCAUGGUUGUCUGGAUUGCCUCGUUCUACCGUACCGACCCUAUCGUCGAUAUCCUCCGCUUCACCCUCGGUAUCACUGUCAUUGGUGUCCCCGUCGGUCUUCCCGCUGUCGUUACCACCACCAUGGCUGUCGGUGCUGCCUACCUUGCUGAGAAGCAGGCUAUUGUCCAGAAGCUUUCCGCCAUUGAGUCCCUCGCUGGUGUCGAGAUUCUUUGCUCUGACAAGACCGGUACUUUGACCAAGAACAAGCUCUCCCUCUCUGAGCCCUACACCGUCGCCGGUGUCGAGCCUGAUGACCUUAUGCUUACUGCCUGUUUGGCCGCUGCCCGCAAGAAAAAGGGUCUUGAUGCUAUCGACAAGGCUUUCUUGAAGUCGCUCAAGUACUACCCCCGUGCCAAGUCUACUCUUACCAAGUACAAGGUUCUCGAGUUCCACCCCUUCGACCCUGUCUCCAAGAAGGUUACUGCUAUUGUCGAGUCUCCCGAUGGAGAGCGCAUUGUCUGUGUUAAGGGUGCUCCCCUUUUCGUCUUGAAGACCGUCGAGGAGGACCACCCUCUUCCCGAGGAGGUCCUUAACGACUACAAGAACAAGGUCGCUGAGUUUGCCACCCGUGGUUUCCGUUCGCUUGGUGUUGCUCGUCGCCGCGGUGAGGGCCACUGGGAGAUUCUCGGAAUCAUGCCUUGCAUGGACCCCCCUCGUCACGAUACCGCUAAGACUGUCAACGAGGCCAAGAACCUUGGUCUUUCCAUCAAGAUGUUGACUGGUGAUGCCGUCGGUAUUGCCCGUGAGACUUCUCGCCAGCUUGGUCUUGGUACCAACAUCUACAACGCCGAGCGCCUUGGUCUCGGUGGCGGCGGUGACAUGCCCGGCUCUGAGGUUUACGAUUUCGUCGAGGCCGCUGAUGGUUUCGCCGAGGUUUUCCCCCAGCACAAGUACAACGUCGUCGAGAUUCUCCAGCAGCGUGGUUACCUUGUUGCCAUGACUGGUGAUGGUGUUAACGAUGCUCCUUCGCUCAAGCGUGCCGAUACCGGUAUUGCCGUCGAGGGUGCUUCCGAUGCCGCCCGCUCUGCUGCCGAUAUCGUCUUCUUGGCUCCUGGUCUCUCUGCUAUCAUUGAUGCGCUCAAGACUUCCCGCCAGAUUUUCCACCGUAUGUACUCGUACGUUGUCUACCGUAUCGCUCUCUCGCUCCAUCUCGAGCUCUUCCUCGGUCUCUGGAUUGCUAUCCUCAACACUUCGCUCAACAUUGAGCUUAUUGUCUUUAUUGCCAUCUUUGCUGAUGUCGCCACUCUCGCUAUUGCUUAUGAUAACGCUCCUUACGCUCCCAAGCCCGUCAAGUGGAACUUGCCUCGUCUCUGGGGUAUGUCUGUUGUUCUCGGAAUCAUUCUUGCCAUCGGUACCUGGAUUACUCUUACCACCAUGUUCACUCACGGAAAGCAUGGCCGUGGUAUUAUCCAGAACUUUGGUGUCCGUGAUGAGGUUCUUUUCCUCCAGAUUUCGCUCACUGAGAACUGGCUUAUUUUCAUUACCCGUGCUUCCGGACCUUUCUGGUCGUCUGCUCCUUCGUGGCAGUUGGCUGGUGCUGUGUUCAUUGUCGAUGUCAUCUCCACGAUCUUCUGUGUUUUCGGAUGGUUCGUUGGUGGCCAGACUUCGAUUGUCGCUGUCGUCCGUGUCUGGAUUUUCUCGUUCGGUAUCUUCUGCAUUCUGGGUGGUGCCUACUACCUCAUGUCUGAGUCUGUCGGUUUCGACCGUCUGAUGAACGGCAAGGGUAUCAAGGAGAAGCCCAAGCAGCGAUCGCUCGAGGACUUCUUGGUCUCGAUGCAGCGCGUGUCGACUCAGCACGAGAAGGCCAACUAA
Molecule: messenger RNA, 2700 nt
Organism: Myxozyma melibiosi
Lineage: Eukaryota; Fungi; Ascomycota; Lipomycetes; Lipomycetales; Lipomycetaceae
Product: plasma membrane ATPase 1
Exons: 2
Coding region: 1-2700 (899 amino acids)
Biological process (GO): regulation of intracellular pH; proton export across plasma membrane
Cellular component (GO): plasma membrane
Molecular function (GO): ATP binding; ATP hydrolysis activity; P-type proton-exporting transporter activity
Source: RefSeq, a predicted model, not a curated record